Molecule: messenger RNA, 1309 nt
Organism: Menidia menidia (Atlantic silverside)
Lineage: Eukaryota; Metazoa; Chordata; Actinopteri; Atheriniformes; Atherinopsidae
Source: the annotation of a GenBank genome assembly
AUGGCGGCGUCCAGCGUCUUCAGACCGGGCCUGUUCAACAACAAAGUCGCGAUCGUGACGGGCGGGGGCACGGGGAUCGGCAGGGCCAUCUCCAACGAGCUGCUGGAGCUGGGUGAGCACCGCCGCCCGAAGGGCGCGCGCGUCCCGCGCGGAGCCCAAAGUUUUAAAGCGCAAAGCUGCUGUGUGGUCAUCUCCAGCCGGAAGCUGGAGAGGCUGGAGAAAGCCGCUGAGGAGAUGAGGGAGAAGAUCCCCCCCUCCAGCCCGGCCAGGGUCAGCCUCCAGCCGUGCAACAUCCGGGACGAGGACGAGGUGAGCGCGCCUUGCCGGCGACCUGUCCUGCCCCCCCCCUCCCUAACGGUGAAGGCCCUGGUGUCGUCCGUCCUGAAGCAGUUCGGCCGCAUCGACUACCUGGUGAACAACGGCGGGGGCCAGUUCAGCAGCCCGGCCGAGCACAUCUCCUCCAAGGGCUGGAAGGCCGUGGUGGACACCAACCUGACCGGAACCUUCCACUGCUGCAAGGAGGUUUACGCGGCGUGGAUGAAACAGAACGGAGGGGCCAUCGUCAACAUCAUCGCCGACAUGUGGAAAGGCUUCCCCGGCAUGGCCCACACGGGAGCAGCCCGGGCAGCCGUGGACAACCUGACCAAGAGCCUGGCCAUCGAGUGGGCGUCCUCCGGAGUGAGGGUCAACGCCGUGGCCCCUGGUACAAUCUUUUCUAAAACUGCGAUGGAGAACUAUAAGGAGCUGGGACCGAACCUGUUCAAGAGGUCCAUUCCCUUUAGCCCAGCGAAGAGACUGGGAGUGCCUGAAGAGAUCUCCUCAACAGUCUGUUUCCUGCUCUCUCCGGCUGCCUCCUACAUCUCCGGAGCCACCCUGAAGGUGGAUGCUGGACAAAGUCUCUACCGCUCCAUGUGGGAGAUACCUGAUCACGAAGCAUGGCCUGCUGCUCCGGAGGGCGAGAACCUGGAGGCUUUAAGGGAACUGCUCAAACCACCAAGCAAACUUUGAUCUGAGACAUUCAGAUUCCACAAAAGCACAAAUCAACCAGCAGGGUUUCAUUGAUAUACAGCUGUACAGAGAUGAGUAGAGCAGUCGGCAGUAACUUAGUUAUAACGUGGGCUGUAUGUGUGUAGAGUGAUUCAUUUCAUAAAAUGUAUAUUGUUUUGUGAUCGAUACCAUUAGCAUAAAGUUUAAAAGAUAAUAUUUGUAACAUUUAACGUAGAGAUGUAAUUUUUAACUCAGUGCCUUUUUUUUGUAAAUCUAUUCCAAAUUAUUUGUUAAAAAUGCUUAAUAAACGCGUAUUGUAAAA